CCAGUAACUAAGAGAACCCAGCAAACAUCGUGUCCACACGUUUCGACAUUAAUCAAGAAGGGCUGCAGUUCGUGUCCGCAGUGCUUCGGUUCCUCUAAAUGAAUAAAGAGCAGCUUGGUUUCGAUUCCACCAUCAUCGCAGCCGAAAGCGAGCGGUAUAUUGAGACUGAACGGAACAACAAGAAGGAACGCCUCAUCAUCGACGAGGUCAUGAAACGGGCACCUUGCGUCGCCGGCCGGGCGACAACUUGCUGGAAAGCCCAUCAUGAGGGAGACAAUUCGCGAGUGCCUCUUGUUGCCAAAGUCUCCUAGCAAUUUCCAGAACGCGAAGAGGAGGGCGGAUUGCUGCGCGAGGCGACCGACAAGGUUGUAAUCAAUGUCGCAAGAUACUAUCACCAUGAGGCAGUCCUAGGCC
Messenger RNA from Mytilinidion resinicola, 414 nucleotides. RefSeq lists its product as uncharacterized. The transcript has a single exon. NCBI's taxonomy places the organism in Eukaryota, Fungi, Ascomycota, Dothideomycetes, Mytilinidiales, Mytilinidiaceae. The record is from RefSeq and is a predicted model, not a curated record. The coding region runs from base 99 to 311 and encodes 70 amino acids.